Messenger RNA from Bemisia tabaci, 2160 nucleotides. RefSeq names its product THO complex 3 homolog tex (gene tex). Gene Ontology annotation, biological process: mRNA export from nucleus. Lineage: Eukaryota; Metazoa; Arthropoda; Insecta; Hemiptera; Aleyrodidae. Gene Ontology annotation, cellular component: THO complex part of transcription export complex. The record is from RefSeq and is a predicted model, not a curated record. Gene Ontology annotation, molecular function: protein binding.
UUGUUGUUUACAUAUUUAUUAGGUUAUGUUGUAAUUUUAACCGGUGCCGGUUUUUGAAAUAAUAUCGACCACAAAAUAUAAGUACUCUAAGUAUUCAGAACCUCUUUUACCUUUCUUGUGUUAACCUAGAAUGUCAACCGUAAUUUCAGUCACAAUCGGUCCAUUGGCAUGUCAUUCGUGCUCGUAGAGCAUAGUCUACCUUACAGUGAAGUUAAGAUUCCACUAGUUUCUUCAACUUUAAUCGUAACACUGAAUUCCAGCAGUCAAAAAUGACUAAUUGGGUCAGCAGUCAAGCAGAUAAAUUCAAGGAACAUUUCAAAAAACACGAUGUGAUAAAAGAGUACCAAGCGCACACCGCCAAAGUUCAUUCCAUUGGAUGGAGCUGCGAUGGUAAACGUUUGGCCUCAGGAUCCUUUGACAAAACAGUAACCAUUUUUACAUUGGAUAGAGACAGACUGAAUAAAGAGUUCACUUUUAAAGGUCAUGGAGGAAGCGUCGAUCAACUAUGUUGGCAUGCCAAAAAUCCUGAACUUUUAUGUACUGCUAGUGGUGAUAAAACAGUUAGAGUAUGGGAUACCAGAACACAGAAGUGUCCUGCGACUGUCCAUACAAAAGGUGAAAAUAUGUACAUAACUUGGGCACCAGAUGGGAAUACCAUUGCUGUCGGAAACAAAGAAGAUCUAGUAACAUUCAUUGAUGCCAGGAUGUACAAAAUAAGGGCAGAACAACAAUUUGCAUUUGAAGUCAAUGAAAUCUCAUGGAACAACGAUAGUAAUUUAUUCUUCCUGACAAAUGGUCAAGGUUGCAUUCAUAUUUUAAGCUAUCCUGAUCUUGAACUUCAAAAAAUAGUAAAAGCGCACCCUGUAACCUGCAUUUGUAUAGAAUUUGAUCCUCUCGGACGGUAUUUUGCAACUGGAUCUGCUGAUGCUGUCGUUUCUUUGUGGGACGUCCAUGAACUUGCUUGUAUUCGAACAUUUUAUAGGCUGGAUUGGCCUGUCAGAGCACUUAGUUUUUCCCAUGAUGGGAAUUUGUUGGCGUUUGCCAGUGAAGACUUAGUGAUUGAUAUUGCGGAGGUUGAAACAGGAAUCAAAGUUGCCGACGUUGUUGUUGAAGCUGCAACGUUCACCAUUGCAUGGCAUCCCAGUCAAUACCUGUUGGCAUACGCUUGUGAUGAUAAAGUUGCGUAUGACCGCAAGAAAGACUCUGGAAAUCUCAAGGUGUUUGGGUUCCAAAAUGACAAGUUAUUCAAUGUGUUCAAUCCAUGAUGGGUCUUUUAUGAUUUAAAGUAAUAACUCUCGAUUUAAAGUUUUCAACGAAGAUAAUAAAAUCAAAUGCAUAUUUAUGCUUAAUAUUUUCUACAAGUGAAUAUUGUUUUUGGACUAAAUAUAGCAGAAAGGGUCAAGUUUAUGGGAGCAAUCCAAGACAAUAUAUUAUGAUGGAACUGCUUGUAGGAGGUAAAGAAUUUUGAAAUACACCCUUUAAGUCUAUUUGUCUCCCAAUUCCAUCCGUCAAUUCAAUCCAUUCAAGAUCAAAUCUGGAAAAAAUGACCUCUCAUCGUGAUAUUAAAAAUCUAGUUAUUGACAAAUAUCCAUAGAGGAGAUGAAUACAGGUUAGUGCUUCUUUGGACAUAUUUCUGUCAAACAGAACUUAGCGCCAUAAGGGGAGGAAGGUAGAAGGGGGCUUGGAUUGGCGGCCUGACCGGGCGUCGGGCUCAUUCCGUCCUAUACUCGCAAUGCUUUUCCAUGGCGCUUAGUUCUGUUUGACAGAACGCGCUAUCCAGCAUUCUAAAUUCCUCAGAAGGAACUCAAAUUGGCGCUUAGUUCCGUUUCACAGAAAUACGUCCAUCUGAAACUCUUAACUGAUGCUAUUAGACUGAAACUGAUCAGAGUAGAUAGAUUGCAGUUAUCUUGGGUGUGUUUUUUAGUGGUAAAUUGUUGUGAUGCAUUUUGGCGAGGCAAAAUUAGAGGAAUAGAAAGGGACUCUAUUCCCCCUUAUCUUGGAUUUUUUACACGGUCCAACACUCCAGAUCAAGAAAACACUACCGUAUGUUGAUUCUCUCAUGCUUUAAAUUAGCGGGAUAUUACAGGUUAGAAAUCAAGACAAGACUCAUUAUAAUAUCUAGGUGUGCAUUUUGUAUUUCUCAAAAAUCUUUGUCCAAAA